UAAUAUUAUGUAGCUAUAUUAUUGAAAUUGAUAACAAGGAAUACACUUUAUAUAAAUAGAUUAAGGAUGAUAGUAAACCAUUGUUUUUACGAACUAUUUUUUAUUAUUGAUAAAAUGUUAUGAUAAAUUUUUGAGUGCAUCACGUUACCAUCCUGCUCGGCAAAAGACGCAUUUUGAGUGAAUCUUUCGUACGGUAUUUUCGUGUCAACGCUGAAUAAUAGGUUAUGUGAUGAAAGUUCAGCUUAUUGGUAGGGACCAUUAUUGAUAUUUAAUCGUUACUACUGUUAAAAUUUCCAAGAUGUCACAACAUGGAAGUAAAAAUCCACCAUCUGGUAAUUCUCAAAAUGUGACUCUCUCUCAAGAUGGCAGACCGGGACUCAGAAGACCAAUGCCAGAUACACAACAGAGGUUGCUGAAUGGGAGUCCUGGAACUGGUAACCAACAAGUCAGCCCGAAGAAACAGACUGUACAGCUUUCUGUGAAUGCUCCAGAGUUUGUACCGAAGUUCUCUAUCCCACCGCCAAAUGUUGCAUUGCCACAACCCCAGGCGGGUCAAGGGGAUGGUUUAAUGAAGCCUAAUCUGUCCGUCACAGCAGCAGAAUUUGUUCCCAGAGGUCAACCAGCUUACACACAUGUGCAGAACAACUUGUUUGAGGACUUCCAAAGACUUGUGAGCAUCACCCCAUCACAUGUUAGUGCGCCAGCAUCGAAGCCUUCAUCAGAUAAAGUCAUCAAUGGUUUAAAGUCCAUGCUGUUCAACAUGACCAUCCAGCCUGGAAACAUAGAGGAAUAUCUCAGCUCCAUAGUCAAUAUCAUGAAGAACGUCACAGAUGAGACUGUAGUCCGUGAAGUCAUAGAAAUUCUUUUUGAGCAGUGUGUAACAGAACCAAAUUUUCGCUAUACUGGAGCAAGAGUCUGCAAGCACAUGGCUAAAGAACUGAAACAUGUUAGGGUGUUUGCUAAUUUUAGGAACUUAUUCCUCACCAGAUGUAAAGAAGAUUAUCUAAAGAAGGAUGACUGGGCAAUGAGUGCUGAAACCAUCCCUAGGUUGUGUGGAUUCACAAUGUUUAUUGGAGAGCUGUUUCUUAAUCUGGAGGUUGAUAAUCCAGAUGGCACCUCAGAGAAGAUUGGUGUAUUGAGAUUUGUUCUGCGUGAUCUUCUGUUAGCCCUCUUAUCAAAUCCAAAUGACACAACAGUCAAGUCUGUAACACAGCUCUUAAAGCUAACUGGUUCAACAAUAGAAGAUACUGCUCAUUUAAAUGACAAACCGGAGGAGAGAGAUUAUAGCAAGGUCUUUCUACACUUACAAGAGUUAAACAUGUCCCGAGAUCUUAAUCAAACUUCACAUCUGUUGAUUAAGUCAGUUUUAAAUCUUAAAGAAAAUAAUUGGGGGAGGGAGUCAACCUCUUCCAGCUCCUCCCAGCCUGACAGCCAUUCUCAGUCAUACAACCAGGGCUUUGCCACGAAUGAACCAGUAUUCUAUAACCAGCAAGGGCAGACAAUAACACGUGAAGAGGCAGGUUACUAUGACGACUACACAGACUACAUGCUGGAACAGGAAGCAGAAGCUUAUGCCUACAUGCAGGCUGGAGACACUGGAUAUCAGGGCAAUUAUCAGGGCAACAUAAACAAUUAUAACCCCAACCACGGUCGAAGUCAUAAUGGAAACAACUACCAUCAACAAAAUCCAUCAGACUACCAGGCAUGGUCAUCAAAUCCCGAUGAUCUAGCAUAUGAAGAAGACUAUAGAUAUACAAACGUGGCAAACUAUGAGGAAAAUUACAUGGAUGAUGAGAUGGAGGCAGCUUAUGAGGAGUUCUUGCGUGGCCAGAAUCAAGGUCACCGAUGACAUCCCAAGGACAUUUCUAUUUAAUUAUAAUAGGAACAAUACAAUGGUACUGUGUGAUAGUCGGACAUCAUUUUUGUAAAGAGCAGCAGUUCAUUCUUGUAAAGAGCAGCAGUGUUGUGAUAGAAUCCAAGCAUGGGUCAGAACAGGACAUAACACAUUGGAGCAGAUCAUUUCACGGUUGAAUGACUCUGCACUCGAUUUCAAAGAAACAUAUUUGAGCAUGGGAAAGAAAGACUUCAUUAUAAGAUUUAGAUUUACACUCAAAAAAAAAAUAUGUGUAUACUUUUUGUGUUGUGACUACAAUAGAAUGAGCAAGUAAUUAUAACUUCGGAAGAAUCAUUGAACAGUAUCUGUCCUGUAUCAGUUUUUAUAAUGGCAGCAAUUUCAGUUAACAAGGUAUAUAAGGGGGCCAUACUUCCUGAUGUCAGGAUCCAGUAAAUACAAAUUGGUUGGAUGAAAAAUGACUUCCCAUCAAUAAUAUUGGAUAUUCUUUAAAGUGGUCAGUAAAUUGUUAACCAAUGUGCCAACUUAUUCUGUAAAGUGAUAGAAAAGUUUGUACAUUUUCUUUGAAAAGAAAAGAUAAACAUGUACUUCGUUUUUUGUGGUUCAAUUCAGAAUAAUUACUGGAGCAGUUGACAUGUAUUAUCUGGGACUUUUUGCUAUUAUUGUGUCGGACUGUCACACAAAGCACAUUUGUGAAUAUUUAUACAAUUGGUAAACUGAACCAUUUAAUAUCCUCAUAUAUAUGUCUGAUACAUUUGAUAAUUAUUCAUACUUUCCAGAUUGAAUGUUAUUCAAAAAUUUAUACAAUUUGAUGAAUAUUCAAUCAUUUGUCCGUCAGACUAAAUGGAUACAGCAUGAUGGAAUGGAUGUUAUGUCAAUUAAAAAAAAAAAGAGAGUCGGGGGAAAAAUGGUGUGAAAGGGAGAAAAAUGACUUCCAUUUGAUCCUGUUGCUAAAAACUGAUACUUAAAACUAUUUUUGUAUAAUUUGUGUCUGACAUGUAACAAUACCUGCUAUGUGCAUAUUGCUUAUUUGGUUACUAUGUAAACUGUAAAUGAAUGCCCUGAGUUGACUGAAACCAGAACAAGAUAGGGUUAUUACAAUCCUGUUACCUCAAAACAGGUCAUCCCUUAGCACUGCUAAAAAUAAUAACAGAAUUUCCAUGAAGUCCAUGACUCAUAUUUUUUCACCAAUCAGAGAGGCAAGUUGUCGACGGCCAGGUUCCGUCUGUUUUUUAAGAUGAUAAGGUACACUGAAACAUUUCACUAACGAGAAAAAUCUGAAUUUCUGAAGGGUUAACAGAACUGAAUCAAGCUUUUGUAACAUACUCUAAUGAUAAAAAUGAAAUAAAAAGGAAACCAAAUCGGCUUUUAGAGUAAACUGCACAUGAUUGUGACGUGUCAUACAGCUUCAGCAUUGUUGACUGUUUUAAGUUAAAAGAAGGAUUUGGCAACCCUUAAGUUUUGAUAUUCCUCGAGUGGGAAGCUGAGGGAAAUAUCACUUUUCUUGACUAGACAAGUCCUUCUUUUAAUCCAAAACAAUCGACAAUUGUAUCGUGGUGUAUUGUAACAAUGAAUUGUAGUGUACUGUAACAGUGUACCCUAGUUUAUUGGAAUGAUAAAUUGAAGUGUUCUACAACCUAGAACUAUACUGCUGAUAUAUACACCGUAUAACAGUGUACUGUCGUGUUGAACUUCAGUUUAUUGGUGUACAGUAAUGGUUUGCUGUAGUGUAAUAAAGUGCAUCCUUAAUACUCCAGGGGUAACAUUCACUUUCACUAUCUGCAACCCUGGAAUAUGUCAAAGCAAAAUUGAAGGCAGCCAGCUAGCUACUAGAUUGGUCUUCGGUAUAAAAAAACAACACCUGACCAAUGGCUAGGCUGAUUCUAGCCCAAGUUUCCUCUGGCCCCGACACCAGACUUGGACAUUUGGUCUGGUUUGACAUCUAUCAGUCAAAAUGACUUGCUCUGGUAUCGGGUCUGUAGGAAACUCCGGCUAGGCUGAUACCUUGGCCUUUGAAGUAUACGGAGGAGUGACUCCCGACUUUAAAGGCAGACGAUUUGACCAUUAUGUGACCGAGAGAUUCUUUUGAUGUACGUCAAAUGAUCAAACUAAUAAGUAGUCUUCUUGUCUCAUCCAAAAUGUGGUGCACAUUGAGCCUCCUUUUUUGUCAUGACAUAUUCCAAGGGUGCAGUAAGCGAAGGUGAGCGUAAUCCCCGGAGUAUCGAGGAUAACUAAUAAUAGAUAGAAGUAGACUGUUACAUUGCACUGUUAAUUAAAGUUACAUGUAAAAUGUAGUGAACUGUAAAAUUGAACUUCAGUGUAAUGAUGAAGUAUUAUUGUUACGGUGAACUAGAGUUACUGUUAUGGUGAACUACAGUGUAUUAUUGUGCAAUCUGUUAAAAAAUGGACAUUAUAUAUGCAUUCAAAUUUUUCUAAUUCUUUCUAUUAUUGCAUUUAGGAGAGCAUGAAUCCCCCGGAAUCUCAGAGAUGUGUUUUGAUUAUGGCUACCGUUUUUGAUUAUACAAUAGCAGAUAUGUCAAUAGUGCCAGUAGUUGAUGCGUUAAAAUUGUGAAUAUGGUUAACACGUUUAAAAGUGUUGAGAGAUGUAAACAUCUCUUAGCAUUUGAAAGAAAAACAUAUUUACAAUAUGCAGCAUUGAAAAUAUUAGUGCUAAAACAAAAUCCCUGUUUCAAUUAAGUUAAAAAUUGCAGUACUUGUGUUUGUAAAUACUGUACAUGUUUUGUUGCAUUAUGCAGAAACACUAGUACAGAAUCAGAUAGGCCAUCAACAUAAAAUAUUUAUAAUUUAUUGCUCAUGUCCGCAAUCAUUCUCUUGUAAAAACACAUACUUUUUCUCCAAUUUUGUCCAAGUGCUAGCAAUCAGUGCAUUUAAAUAAAAGAUGCUCACAUCCUUUAAAAUGUGUGUGUAAGGAACAUGACAUUAAAAAAAAUAAUAAAAUUUCCUAUUAAAUGAG
Mizuhopecten yessoensis (Yesso scallop) is the source of this 4826-nucleotide messenger RNA. RefSeq names its product polyadenylate-binding protein-interacting protein 1-like. The transcript has 11 exons. The record is from RefSeq and is a predicted model, not a curated record. Gene Ontology annotation, biological process: regulation of translational initiation. Bases 299 to 1849 code for a protein of 516 amino acids. NCBI's taxonomy places the organism in Eukaryota, Metazoa, Mollusca, Bivalvia, Pectinida, Pectinidae. Gene Ontology annotation, molecular function: RNA binding; protein binding; translation activator activity.